ACAAUUUAAGAUAAAAUGGUUACCCGACGAGCUAUGAUAACGAGACGCAAAAAGUAUUUUCGUUACAGAACAAAAGUGGAACCUAGUAACAGUGCUCCAAGAGGUCUAUGAUCAUAAUUCAAAUUCAAAAAUAAAUUUUAAGUUAGGCCAGUUCAAUUUGUUACAGGAAUCGUCAUAAAAUUGGACGAGUUUCGGAUGAUGUUUCCUGUAACAAUUAUCUUAUCGGUGAAUAAGUAACAAUAAUCCAAAGUUCACAGUUUAUCAUAAAAUACAAAAGCAUGUCAUUAUUAAAACAAUUAUUAUUUUAAAUAUAUUUUUUGAUUUGCUAAUCUAAAAAAUUACAUACUAAAGAAAAUAUUUUAGGAGACUAAAAUCAAAUAAAUCUUAUAAGUUUCCAUAAAAAUGAAUUUAGAAAACUUGAAAUCAAAUUUUGAAAGAGAUGGUUAUGUAAUUCUUAACGACUUCUUUAAUGAAAACGAGGUAAAAGAAAUGAAAAAUGCUGGCAUUGAGUUAACACAGAAUGUUCCGGUAGAUGCCAAAACUGUAUUUAAGACCAGUCAGGCUAGUCAGGAAACAAAUAAAUACUUUAUGGAAAGCAGUGACAAUAUCGGAUACUUUUAUGAAAAAGAUGCAUUGGACAACAACGGUGAUUUAAUGAUAGACCAAUCUCUAGCUUUGAAUAAAGUUGGGCAUGCUUUGCAUCGAUUGAAUCCUAUUUUUGAAGUGUAUACUUAUAGUGAGAAAGUGAUUAGUGUAUGUAGAGCUUUAGGUUUAAUCCAACCAGUGGUUGCUCAAAGUAUGUACAUUUACAAAAACCCAGGAAUUGGAGGGGAAGUGGUUCCACACCAAGAUUCUACAUUCUUAUAUACAGAACCAGAUACAUUAGUAGGUUUUUGGAUUGCAUUAGAUAAUGCAACACUAGAAAAUGGUUGUCUAUGGGCAAUACCUGGGUCUCAUAAAAGCCAUGUGUACCAAAGAAUGUUGUGUAAUCAUGCAGAUAAUUUAAAAAAACAAACUUUUCAAGGAAUUUUUCCCAAAUUUAAUGACUCUGAUUUUAUACCACUAACGCUAAAAAAAUCUGGACUUAUAUUGAUACAUGGUCGAGUAGUUCAUAAGAGCGAUCACAAUAAAUCUCUUUUAUCAAGGCAUGCUUACACAUUUCAUGUUUAUGAUGAAGAUAAAAAAAAAAAACUCGUAAAACAGUGAAAAAUGAACGGAUUGAAUUGAUUUUUCUAUCAUAUCUCAGGAAUGUCAUUAGGCGAGUCUGGUGAAAAUUACAAAUCUUAAGUCGUAAAACGCUUGCGUUUUCGAAAACGGUCGAAAUUUUAAAACACUCGUGGGCGAACGGCAAAAAUUUUUCGACCUUUGCCAAUAAUUUUCCCGGAGUCUGGUGACUAAGGUACUUUUGUUGAAAACAAUUUUUUGGAAAUUCGAGCACGCUAAGUAAUUUUUCCAGAAAAGCGUUUUUUCCGUGUUCUAUUAUAUAAUAAGAUACUUAUUAUACACUUUUAUUUAUUCUUAAUUAUUUUCAAAAGUAAAUAAAUAAUUUAUAUAAAUAAUAUUAA
Molecule: messenger RNA, 1565 nt
Organism: Daktulosphaira vitifoliae (grape phylloxera)
Lineage: Eukaryota; Metazoa; Arthropoda; Insecta; Hemiptera; Phylloxeridae
Gene: Phyhd1
Exons: 6
Coding region: 403-1206 (267 amino acids)
Source: RefSeq, a predicted model, not a curated record